AUGGAAAAAUUGCCACCUCUCGCACCAGUCCCGCCGCCCGCAGUACAGAGGAGCAUAUCACAUGAAGAAUGGGAGUCAUUUCUGGAUGCAUGGAUUCUACUCCUAGGGAUACGCAUCGAAGCUUCUGAUUCAGUAUUUAAAGAUGUUGUCUCCAAAGAUGAGUCCACAAGCGGCUUUUUAUCGUCCUUCUAUCAACAGCUCGCCACGACAAAUGUGCCUGAGCUGCGGACGGGGGCGAAGGCACGAACAUUACGGAAGUGUUGUUUCUUGUUGACGAGGAGACUUCUAUUGGACGCGCCUACUUCACCGUCUGAAAUGCUAGAUUGGAGCGUUCUCGGUGCUAUGUGCUGUUGCUACCCGUCAAGCUCAGCUUUGAAGCGGUUGUUGUCCGAAGCAUGGGAUAGACACCAUGAGGCAAUAACAUCCAGUCUCGAGAAAGCAAAGUCCUUAAUUAUCAAGCGGCUCUCACUACCGAAUCCAUCGGUGAAUGUGGAAGUAAUGUCUGAUAUCCGCUUCUUGACGAUAUUGUCUUCUGCACUUCCGCCUUGCGGCCAGGUGCUCAUGGCUGGUUCUGACUUCAUAGAUACUCUCUCUGAUGCGUAUCAGUCCGAGAAAAGAGUGGAUUUCCGCAAGGUCCUUGUAGCGAAUGUCUACGUUGGCUUGACCUCUUUGUUGAAAGGCGCCAAGCCGAACUUAUCGUUGCUUCUGGAUCAAUUGUUCAGCUUAAAAGCGAGCGCAGGGGUGGGCACUCCAACGGCAAAGAGAGAGCCCACAAUACUUUCAGAUCUAAUCUGCAGCUCAGAUAUAUUAGCCCGUCUGGAGAGGUACUUGAUUGUGCAUCCGCAAAAACGCGGUGAAGACCUACUAUCCAGCCUGCACUCGUAUCGGAAUGAGUCUAAAGCAUUCCACCACCGGUAUCAAAAGCAAAGGAAGAAGACGGACAAGGGCAAAGGUCGUGUUUCAGAUCUUCCUACUGUCGAGAACAUGCAUGUCCACAGGAUCUCCCUCGUGACACAGGUGCAAGAUCUCUUCCCUGAUCUGGGCUCAGGGUACAUCAUUAGAUUGCUCGAUCACUACGGCGACAAUCCGGAGACGGUUGUCGCACAUCUUCUUGAUGGCUCUCUACCGCCUGAACUUCAAGAACUCGAUCAAUCCGAGCAACUUCCUGUCUCACAAACCACCCCCCGCCACGACCCUCUACCCCCGCGCCCAACUCCCCCAGAGAUCCCAUCGCCCCCCGCACCAGCCCCAGCUCGCAAGAACAUUUUCGACACCGACGUCGAUCUCGCCGAACUAGCCCGCUCAGCCGAUCAGGCCAGCCAAGGCAAACUGCGCUUCGGUCGCGCAGAUUCAGAUCUCACCGCGGACGCCAUCCUAGCCGACCGCAGGCAGCAUGCCGUCAACAAGGCAGCCAUCAUGUCCGCACUGGCAACCUUCGACUCUGACGACGACGAACGCGACGACACAUACGACGUCGCCGACGUAGGCGGCACAGUCGACGGCCUAACGGCAGUCACAGACGCCGAAGCAGACGCCGACAUCCGCAACCGCAGAGCCGAGGACCUCGACAUGACCCUCUUCCAAGCCUACAAGGCCAACCCGGCUCUUUUCGCCCGUGAUUCUGCCACGCGCCGCUCACAACCCCGCGCAUCGCUCAAGCGCGAGACCGGCAUGACCGACGAGGCCAUCGAGGGCUGGGGCGUGAUGUUGGCCCGAGAUCCCAAGCGUUUGGCCAGGUUGGAAGAUCGACUCGCGAUGUCUGCUGGUGCUCCUGGCGGCGCCUUGGCGCAGCCUGAACUGCCACCGACUGCGUACAGGAAGCCUGGACCUAGGGAAGAUGGUGAAUCGGAUAGCGACACCGAUCAGCCCGGUUCUGCUUCUGGCGGCAGAGGAGGACCCGGACAGGGACGUGGUCGCGGUGGUCGAAGAGGUGGCGGUGGUGGGAGGGCUCGCAGAGGAGGGACCAAUGCCGGAGCUUCUGGAGAGCAGAACCCCGCUGUGGCUCGACAAAAGAAAGAAGAAAAUAAGGCUAGCAGGGCGAAUCACAAUAGACGCCAACAGAGGGCCAGAAAAAUUGCCCGGGGCGGUGGCAUGCCAGGUUGA
Molecule: messenger RNA, 2103 nt
Organism: Aspergillus viridinutans
Lineage: Eukaryota; Fungi; Ascomycota; Eurotiomycetes; Eurotiales; Aspergillaceae
Product: ASCC2 family CUE domain-containing protein
Exons: 1
Coding region: 1-2103 (700 amino acids)
Molecular function (GO): ubiquitin binding
Source: RefSeq, a predicted model, not a curated record